UGCUGCUAUCAGUCCGUGCACGCUGGUCUGAGAGAGAGAGCACUCAGCACGGACCGCACUUGAUCGGCUCCACAUCUCUAACUCUGCUUUCUUUUGUCCCCCUAUCUCUCUUUCCCCCCCUCUGUUUGUUUUCGCCCUGCACUCUGACCAGCCCCGGGCCUCUCUUCACAGCAGAGUUCAGAAUUGCACUACAAUGUCUGCGGUGGCUUCUCUGCAGUGAGCACACAAAGGUUAUGCUGCCCAAAAGCUGUCUGAGUCCCAGUGAGAAAGAGAAGGGCUAAAGCCUCACCGAUCAAACCAGCUUCCCAGAGCCUCUCCAGCAGCGACUCCACUGCGGAGCCAUGAGCAACCCCGGCGCUCCCAACCAGAUUACAGAUGCCGUGGCAUCGGUUAUUCACAGCCCUGAGGCUCCUGCUGCCUCAUCACUACAUGGGACUACGCGCCCUGAAGAGGAGGACGAUGGGGACUUGAACAAAGCUUUGGGGGUCCAGCGCUUCCAGCAGAUCCUCAGUCCCGCUGCGGCCAUACCUGAUGACCAGCACCACAACUACCAUGAGGAGGACAUCGAAUACCACCGUCACUCCUCUCACCACAUCCACCGACCUCUGUCCAAACUGCCCUCCGAGGGACGCAGGAAGAAGGGCGGCAAGAAAAGGAGGAAGGACAAAGAUCACAAGAGCAGCCAUGCUCCCAGCAGUGGCCCCAUAGAGGAGGGAGAGGAUGAGGAGGAAGAGGAGGAGGAGGCAACGGAGACAACUUCUGUCCCAUCUGAGUCGGAGAGAGUCAAAGAUGUGGAGUUCUUUGUGUCGGAUGAAGACCAUGAGGCCAAACGUGACAAAGAGAGCCCUCACGCGGCCCGUGAGCUGGAUAUCGUACCACAUUCUGGUGUCGAAGCAGAUGCUGAGGAUGCAUCUUCCUCAGAUAAGCCGGCCUCACCCGACACUCCCAGCCCCUCUUCCCCAUCAGUGCCACCUGAACACACACCGCUGGCCCGGCAGUCCUCCGCCAGCCGCGGCUACGACCUGCAAGAGCGCCGCCGCACAGGCAACAUGACGGGCGCAGAGCAGGCCAAGUACCAGCGCAUCCCUACUGACGAGAGCGAGGCUCAGACGCUGGCCUCCGCUGACCUGGACGGCAUCAAGAGUCAUCGCUUCGAAGAUGUUCCCGGCGUCCGCAGACACCUGGUCAGAAAGAGCACCAAGGGACAAGUGGUGCACAUCGGCAAGGACCACAAAGAGCCGACCACCCGCAGCCGGAAGCAGGACCGAACCCCACAUGAGUCGUUGCCGGUGGUUGUGUACCGCUCUGCCUCGAGGCUGGGAGGCGUCCUGCUGGACAUGGACUCCGGUCCAAUGGCUCAGUACAAGAAGGUGUUUGUGGAGCUGAACGAGCUGACUAUGGACAAGAACCAGGAGAUGCAGUGGAAGGAGACGGCCAGAUGGAUCAAGUUUGAGGAGGACGUGGAGGAGGAGACGGACCGCUGGGGGAAACCUCACGUGGCCUCGCUGUCCUUCCGCAGUUUGCUGGAGCUCAGAAAGACCAUCUCGCACGGUGCAGUGCUGCUGGACCUGGACCAGAAGACCUUGCCUGGCAUCGCCCACCAGGUGGUGGAGCAGAUGAUCAUUUCUGACCAGAUCAAAGCUGAGGACCGAGCCAACGUCCUGAGGGCCCUGCUGCUGAAACACAGUCACCCGAGCGAUGAGAAGGAGCACAGUAGCCCUUUCCCCAGGAACAUCUCCGCAGCCAGCCUGGGCAGCCUGAUAGCACAUCACCACAGUGCCAAUCACAACCAUCCGCCAGAGCCGUCAGUGACCGACCCGCUCAUGGGCACCACCCACACCGCGGGGGACACAGAGACACGCGUCGACAUCGAGAAGAAUGAGCAGAAGGAGCCGACGUUGGUGUCCGGGAUGCAUCGCUCCAAAUCCAAACAUGAGCUAAAGUUGCUGGAGAAGAUUCCUGAAAAUGCUGAGGCCACGGUCGUCCUUGUGGGCAGUGUGGACUUCCUCGAGCAGCCCACCAUGGCGUUUGUGCGGCUGCAGGAGGCGGUGCUGCUGGAGUCCGUCCUUGAGGUCCCCGUGCCGGUCAGGUUUCUCUUCGUUCUGCUGGGACCCCCAACCACCAGCAUGGACUACCACCAGAUUGGACGCUCCAUCUCCACCCUGAUGUCUGACAAGCAAUUCCACGAGGCAGCGUACCUGGCGGACGACAGGCAGGACCUGCUGAACGCAAUCAACAGCUUCCUGGACUGCAGCAUCGUGCUGCCGCCUUCAGAGAUGGGAGGCGAUGAGCUGCUGCGAUCCGUCGCUCGCUUUCAGAGGGAGAUGCUGCGCAAGAGGGAGGAGCAGGGAGUCAAAAUGGCCAAAGAGCCGAAAAGCUUUGAAGAAAAAGAGGCUCUGCUCACACCCUUGAAAAAGUCAGACGACCCGUUAGAGCGCACCGGACGCCCCUUCGGCGGGCUGAUACGAGACGUGCGGCGGCGUUACCCAAAGUACCUCAGUGACUUCAAGGACGCCCUGAACAGUCAGUGCAUGGCUGCCGUUAUCUUUAUCUACUUCGCUGCCCUCUCUCCAGCCAUAACAUUCGGAGGCCUGCUGGGUGAGAAGACAGACGGUCUGAUCGGUGUUUCUGAGCUGAUUGUGUCGACAGCAGUGCAGGGUGUGAUCUUCUGUUUGCUCGGAGCGCAGCCGCUGCUCGUUGUGGGCUUCUCGGGACCCCUGCUGGUCUUUGAAGAAGCCUUUUACACUUUCUGCAAAGCCAACAACAUAGAGUACCUGACGGGCCGCGUCUGGAUCGGGUUUUGGCUCAUCAUCAUCGUGAUCGUCACGGUGGCCUUCGAGGGAAGCUUCCUGGUCCGCUUUGUCUCCCGCUUCACCCAGGAGAUCUUCUCCUUCCUCAUCUCCCUCAUCUUCAUCUGCGAGACUUUCAUCAAGCUCGGCAGGAUUUUUAAGGAGCACCCGUUGAAGCGUUGCUCCCUCAACAACGGCACAGAAGGAGACGCCUCGACAGAAAAUAUCACCCUGGUUUUGAGCAACGACACGAUGCCGGUGACGGUGGCGGUCCGAGGCCAGCCCAACACCGCGCUGCUCUCUCUGGUUCUCAUGGCCGGAACGUUUUUCAUCGCUUUCUACCUGCGCAAGUUCAAGAACAGCGCCUUCUUCCCUGGAAGGUUGCGCAGGGUUAUCGGAGACUUUGGCGUCCCGAUUGCCAUCCUUAUCAUGGUCCUGGUGGAUUACAGUAUAAAUGACACAUACACACAGAAACUGAGCGUUCCUUCAGGUUUCUCCGUGACGAGUCCCAACAAACGUGGCUGGAUCAUCAGUCCUCUGGGUAGCAACGGUGAAUUCCCCAUCUGGAUGAUGUUUGCCUGCUGUCUGCCCGCUCUGCUGGUCUUCAUCCUUAUCUUCAUGGAGACUCAGAUCACCACCCUGAUAGUGAGUAAGAAGGAGCGGAUGCUGGUGAAGGGUUCUGGUUUCCAUCUGGACCUGCUGCUGAUCGUGGUGCUGGGCGGCAGCUCGGCUCUGUUCGGCCUGCCGUGGAUGGCCGCCGCGACCGUGCGUUCGGUGACCCACGUCAACGCCCUCACUGUCAUGAGCAAGGCCGUCGCCCCCGGAGACAAGCCUCGCAUCCAGGAGGUGAAGGAGCAGAGGGUCACCGGGCUGCUGGUGGCCAUCAUGGUUGGUAUGUCUAUCGUGAUCGGCGACCUGCUGCGUCAGAUCCCGCUGGCGGUGCUGUUUGGUAUCUUCCUCUACAUGGGCGUGAUGUCACUCAAUGGUAUCCAGCUAACAGAGCGGAUGAUGCUGCUGCUCAUGCCACCAAAGUAUCACCCUGACCACACCUACGUGCGCAAGGUUCGUACGCUGCGCAUGCAUCUGUUCACCUGCAUCCAGGUGGUGUGUUUGGCGGUCCUGUGGGCCGUCAUGUCCACACAGGCGUCGCUGGCUUUCCCCUUCGUCCUCAUCCUCACCAUCCCUGUUAAGAUGUGGGUGCUGCGCCGAAUCUUCACUGCCAGAGAGAUGGCGUGUCUGGACGCGGAUGAUGCAGAGCCGAAGUUUGACGAGCGCGACUGUCACGAUGAGUACUCAGAGAUGCACAUGCCCGUGUAACCCACGACACGUCACCACCUAACUCCUCUUAGCGAACACCAAAAUCUAUCUGUCACUCUACCAACCAAUGAGAUCCGGAGUCAAACUUGAAACACUCACAAUGUCACGCCACAUCACUGUGUACCCGCUUUAUAUCCCCGAGACAUGAACGCAGAGUACGUCAGAGGUCUGGUUAGCUGUUACUGUGGUCAACUUCAUCUAUUUAAAUAGCUUUUUACCAGAUUACUGGAGGCUUUUCUGCCACUUAGAAGCACUAAAGAUUGAAAUCUUGAGGAGAUCGAACAGUCGACAGCAUGCGCUCACUCAUAAUAUACUUUUUUUAAAAUACAUAUUUCAGGGGACAAGAGAUUUCAAAUCAAAUGAUCUCGAGCUCAAAAUGAAAUUACCGUAGAUAGAUUUGCAAGACUGAUUAAUUUUUAGCCCUGAAAGGUCGCUCUGAUUCACAUUGAAUAUGUGGAGGAAAUAUGGGAUUCUUUUAUAUUAACACGCCGAGUUAUUGCUAUUCAAGUUUGUCGCUUUUUUUUUUCAUGUUUUCGCUCACCAAGCGCCUUAUGAAGGAAAUAAAAAGUUAUACCGCGAGGUGCGUUUUUUUCCUCAUUCUGUCUUAUUUUAGACAGCAGAUCACUUUACCCGCCUCCCGAAGCUCGUAGCACUUUUUUUAAGACACCAAAUCCGAACAAUGACUGUAUUUUAUGUGAUCAUUUUAUCUUCGUAGCAUCCCUAAAUAUCAGCGUCGCAUAACUUUGCUUUUUAACAAAUACAUGUGGUUAAUUUUUAGCCUUUCUGUCUUUAAGCGUACAUUUUUUUUUGUACUUAAACGCAGCAUUUUAGAUGACAAGUUUAGUCGAAUUCUGCCCCUGCAGUGAUUUAAAGGCAUAUAUUUGAUUUUUGGCAUUGUAUGAGGUACUUAUACAAAGUCAGUGUAUUACAUACAGUAGAUGUCAG
Plectropomus leopardus (leopard coralgrouper) is the source of this 5051-nucleotide messenger RNA. RefSeq names its product solute carrier family 4 member 2b (gene slc4a2b). Gene Ontology annotation, biological process: regulation of intracellular pH; bicarbonate transport; transmembrane transport. Lineage: Eukaryota; Metazoa; Chordata; Actinopteri; Perciformes; Serranidae. Gene Ontology annotation, molecular function: monoatomic anion transmembrane transporter activity; solute:inorganic anion antiporter activity. The record is from RefSeq and is a predicted model, not a curated record. Gene Ontology annotation, cellular component: apical plasma membrane; plasma membrane; basolateral plasma membrane.